This is a messenger RNA of Triticum dicoccoides, 1311 nucleotides long. RefSeq lists its product as uncharacterized. The coding region runs from base 201 to 800 and encodes 199 amino acids. NCBI's taxonomy places the organism in Eukaryota, Viridiplantae, Streptophyta, Magnoliopsida, Poales, Poaceae. The transcript has 4 exons. The record is from RefSeq and is a predicted model, not a curated record.
UUUCGUACAGUAGAGCACACACACAUGACACAUGUACAAGUAGAGUAAUUCGUACCGUCGUGCUCAUCUCGGUCGCCGAUGCGGCCGGCGUCGCCCUCAUCGGAGUCAUCGUGGUGUACAUAUACUGGAAGCUGCGCGACCGGCGCGGGGACGACGACGACGAGGACGAGGAGGGGCGAGGGCUCUUCGCCUGCCCGUGCAUGCAUGCAAACACCUGCGGGGACUCGUCGGACAGGUCCGACGCGGGCGGUGGCGAGAAGAAACGCGGCAACGGUUCCGGGGGCGGAGGCGGCUGCGAGGACGGGGAGCUGGUGGCGAUCGACAAGGGGUUCCGGAUGGAGCUGGACGAGCUGCUGCGGUCGUCGGCGUACGUGCUGGGGAAGGGCGGGAAGGGGAUCGUGUACAAGGUGGUGGUGUGGUGGUGGGCAACGGGACGACGCCGGUGGCCGUGCGGCGGCUGGGCGGCGGCACCGCGGCCCCAGAGCGGUACAAGGAGUUCGCGGCGGAGGCCGGCGCCGUCGGGCGCGUGCGGCACGCCAACGUGGUGCGGCUGCGCGCCUACUACUGGUCGCCCGACGAGAAGCUCGUCGUCACCGACUUCAUCAACAACGGCAACCUCGCCUCCGCGCUGCGCGGGGGGUUUCUGCAAAACUGCGUGUGCUGACCGGUCCAGCCACUUGGCAGCCAAUUGGCGAGCUGUGAUUGGCCUGGGACUAAAUCAUCACAUGAGGUGCAAGUUGAGACAGAGAAGGCCCCAUCGAUGUCCCCUUUCAAAAUCACCGGCAAGGGGCUGGAGCUGAUGUCCGAAGAGGAGUACCUCCGCGUCAUCAAUUCUGGGAUCAAAUACGCCGUGGAGUGCAACAACUGCAACCGGGCUGACAAGAAAAUCACAGGAGAUGACGUGUAUAGGUACAUGAAGAUGCGCGGGGUCACGUCCUUCUCCCCCAAGUUCCUGCAAGAGACCAUACUCGACAAGCUCUAAGCGUAAGACAGGACAACAAAUCUGCUUUGCACAUCCUGUUCCGAGACCCCUACUACGAGCCUCUGAGCUAUAUAUAUGUUCGUGUAUCGUAGCGCGAUGUUAUUAAAGUUUAGAACGGUUCCUAGAGAAUACUUUGUUUAGUAGUAGUAGUAGUAGUAAUGCUGGUUCGGAAGAAAUAAUUAUGUAUAUGUUCUCCGUGAAUGCAUUUGUGGAGUAGGUUUGCUUUGCUAUCUUGUACUAGUAACCUACCGGUUGACGUCAUAUGGUCACAAUGGCUGUGUACACCCUUGUAAAUAGGUCUUAUAUUUUGGUAUGGAGGGCGUAGGUUA